AAAAACAAUGUCUUCAGUCAAAGUGGCAGUGCGUGUUAGGCCAUUUAAUAGCCGAGAAAUACAACUUCUUUCGAAAUGCGUCAUCGAUAUGUCCGACAAAAAAACAUAUAUAACAAGCAGCUCAAAUCAAACCUACAAUUUUGAGUUUGAUUAUUCUUACUCAUCAUUCGACAGGAAAGCUGUCAAUUAUGCUUGUCAGGAUAAGGUUUAUAGAGAUAUUGGUGCUGAAAUGCUUGACCACGCAUUUGACGGAUACAAUGUAUGUAUAUUUGCUUAUGGUCAAACCGGUUCCGGCAAGUCGUAUACAAUGAUGGGUAAAGUAAAUGAUCUUGAAGAAAUGGGAAUGAUUCCAAGACUUUGCCGCGAAAUUUUUAGUAGAAUUAGUGAAAAUAGAGAGAAUCAACAACUUAAGUAUACUGUAGAAGUUUCAUAUAUGGAAAUUUAUUGUGAAAAAGUUAAGGACUUGUUGUGUCCAAAAAAUGAAAAUCUGAAAGUUCGAGAACAUCCGAUUUUGGGUCCGUAUGUGGAUAAUCUCGAGAAAAUGGCUGUAUGCUCAUAUGAAGAUAUUUUUGAGUUAAUGGAUGCUGGUAACAAAGCCAGAACAGUGGCAGCUACAAAUAUGAAUUCGACGUCCUCCCGUUCACAUGCAAUUUUUACAAUUGUGCUUACCCAACGAGAGCAUGUUAACGAUUUGGAUACUGAAAAAGUGAGCAAGAUCUCGCUGGUUGACCUUGCAGGUUUUUUAAAAAUUAUUAAAUAUAAUAUUCUAAUAAUAGGUAGUGAACGAGCUGAUUCAACUGGCGCUGAAGGCCAGAGGUUGAAGGAAGGAGCAAAUAUAAAUAAAAGCUUGACUACACUGGGACUUGUUAUCAAAAAACUGGCUGAACAAUCAACAAAGAGGAAAGGAAAGCAAUCAAGAACGGCUGUCAUACCCUAUCGGGAUUCUGUUUUGACAUGGCUUUUGAAAGAAUCCCUUGGAGGAAAUUCAAAAACUGCAAUGAUUGCUGCCCUAAGUCCUGCUGAUGUUAAUUUCGAGGAAACUUUAAGCACAUUGAGGUGA
Molecule: messenger RNA, 1060 nt
Organism: Meloidogyne enterolobii
Lineage: Eukaryota; Metazoa; Nematoda; Chromadorea; Rhabditida; Meloidogynidae
Source: the annotation of a GenBank genome assembly